AUGGGUUUCUUUAACUCAGAGUUUCUGCUCUUCAUAAACCUGCUCAGCCUGGUGUCAGGGCUGCUGAUCUCAUCGUCCCCUUUCUCCCAGAUGCCUUUCCUCUCAGUGUGGAACGCACCCACUGAAAGCUGCCUCUCUCAAUAUGGCAUCAACCUGGACUUGGACACUUUCAGCAUCACCAUGAAUAAUAACCAAACCUUCAUGGGGGAUAACAUAACCAUCUUUUAUAGUGGAAAGCUUGGUCUGUAUCCCUGGUAUACUGCUCAAUCAAAGGCCAUCAACGGCGGGGUGCCACAAAACGCAAAUCUAGAUGAACACCUGAGAGUUGCCUCUGAUAAUAUCCGCACCUUCAUCCCUGACAGGGAUUUCCAAGGCCUGGCUGUGGUGGACUGGGAGAACUGGAGGCCUGUAUGGGAGAGGAACUGGGACAGUAAGCAGGUGUACUGGGAGGCGUCCAGAGUACUAGUGAAGUCUAGGCAUCCAGACUGGAGCCCUGCACAGGUCGAGGCUGCAGCUCGGAUAGAGUUUGAGAAAGCUGGAAGGAAGUUCAUGGAGGAAACUCUGAAACUGGGGAAGGAGGAGAGACCAGGCGGGCUGUGGGGUUUCUACGGUUUCCCAAACUGCUACAACCCCUACAACCCCAAAAUCAAAAACUACACCGGGGAGUGUCCAGCUGUGGACAAAAAGUGGAAUGACGAGCUGGUGUGGCUGUGGAACGUCUCCUCUGCUCUGUAUCCUGAUAUCUACCUGAGCCUGGAGCUGAGAGGGCUCAGCAGAGAGGUGCUGCUCUACACCCACCACCGUAUCCUGGAGGCCAUGAGAGCAGGAGCUCAGUCUGCUCCAGUAGUACCUCCUGUGUUCCCCUAUGCUCGUAUUGUCUACACACACACCCUAGAUUUCCUCUCCCAGGUAUAGCAGAUGGUUAAAUACCACACACUCAUUAUUGAUUGUCAGGAUUUGCUCUGAAUGUCUUGCCUCCUUUUAUUUUCCUCCUGCAGGAGCACCUGGUCUACACCAUUGGAGAGAGCGCUGCUUUAGGAUCUGCCGGGGUGGUGCUUUGGGGGAAUCUUAACUUUGCCAAGUCUAAGGUGGGAAAACACGCCACCUUCUGUGUGCAGAGUACAGUAAUACUCUCUGAUCAUGUUCAUUCUGCUCGAUUCAGUCAGAUAUCAUCCAUCAUCCUCCAAAAACAGCAAGAAACUUUGAUAUACACACAGAUUUUUGGGAUUUAUUAAAAGAUAACCUUUAAAGGGAUAUUCCGGCAUAAAAUUAAUUUAGGGUCAAACACACCGCAACACCAAGUUAGACACCCCCUCCAGAGAUGACCAACUUUAGUAGUGACCGCAGAUAGCAAUACAGAGAGCCGCAUGCUCAACAAAAAAGCCACUUUAUAGCCACAAAUAAUGCUCAGAACAGCACCUAACUUCAUCAACAGUACAUACAUCUUUUUAGCUUUGCCUAAUUUCUUUAGCGAAGAGACUAAACACAACUUACCUACUCUUUUCCAGCAGCCGCAUGUUUGUAGUGAGACUUCGGGCCAGUCCAUUACGGACUACAGCGGGGUGACGCAGCUCAAGGAAGAACAUUUAUGAUCAUUACUUUAUCAUUUCCUUGAAGUAAUAAUCAUCAUAUUAAUCAUUUUGCACUGCAGACGCUGCAGUUCUUCUGUCUUAGCAUCUCAGUCUCAUUGCAUUUCCAUGAAGAUAUGAUCACAAUGAGCUGCGUCACCCCGCUGUAGUCUGUCAUGGACUAGCCUGAGGUCUUACUACAAACAAGCGGCUGCUGGAAGAGAGAGGGUAAGUUGUGUUUAGUCUCUUUGCUAAAGAAAUUAGGCAAAGCUAAAAGAUGUAUGUACUGUUGAUGAAGUUAGGUGCUGUUCUGAGCAUUAUUUGUGGCUAUAGACCGGCUUUUUGGUUGAGGUUUGUUUAUGACUCCUCAGACCGCUGUGUAUUGCUAUCGUGUGGUCGUUACUAAUGUUGGUAUAACUAGAGAAGCAAGCGGUCAGCAACAUUCAUCUCUCGAGGGGGUGUCUAACUCGGUGUUACAGUGUGUUUGACCCUAACUUAAUUUUAUGCCGGAAUAUCCCUUUAAUUGUCCCCUGUUCUAGCAUAUCGAUAAAAGAAUUAUACAUUUAUAUCUUAUUUAUCUGAAAAUCUAAAUCCUAUCAUUAUGAGUAACCAUGUUUGACUGCCUUUAAAACAGACCAACACUUAGAAAACACUCUUUUGAGUUUCGUGCCAAUGCUGGGUUACAUCAGACUUCUAUUUGUAUGUCAUGAGAGUAUGUCUCAUAUGAUGGCACUGGUGUUGCCUUAUCGCCAUGCUGAUACACAAGUCACAUGAUUAACAGGAAAUAAGAAAACAGGAAACAAGCAAAGACAUCACCCUGACGUGGGAAAGAGAACUGUAAAUGUAGCUCUAAAAAAAGAGUACCAAAGAAGAGCUGUGAGGCAUGUCGUCAGUGUGAGCUACAGCCUGCAGUGGUGUUCUCACUGCAACGUGUGAAUUUUUAAAGUUAGCGUUUUAAAGAAGUGAACUGCAACUUUGCACUUACUCUGUUUUUUUUAUGCACCAAUACAGACACAUCUUAGAAGAUAAGAUCAUGAAAAUAUGGAAAGUGAAAACUCAUUAUUUCCUCUAAUCAUUACACAAGUUUAAGUAAAUUACUAUUCACGGUGCAGCUCUCAAUGUAGGUCAGAACACAGUCAUAGGGAAGACUGAAAAGAAUCAAUCAGAUGUUUGUAUUUGGUACAUCAUAGAUCUAUCAGAUCAUUUCUGCAGGUCAUAAAUUUACAUGUCAGUGAAUGGCUGUGAAUGGAGACAUGGGGUGGGAGCCUCCAAAUUUUAGACACAAAUGUGAAAUGCUUCAGCUUUGGAGCAGAAUUGCAAAUAUGUCUGAUCAGAGACUUACCAAGUUAUUAAUUUGGUAAUUUUUUAAAUUGUCAUCCAUGGACCAAUGAGUUGAAAUCUAUACUGUUUCAAUAAAAUGUCAUUUAUUUCAAAGUAAAGAGACAAAUGUCUCUGACGUACAAAUAAAAAUCUUGUGCAACCCCGAAAUAUGAACUUACAGCCUCAUAAAAACUAGUUAUGGUGUUUAAUUUUGUGUUAAGUAGAAUUUCACUUAAAGGUAAAGACACCCCUGUGCACAGUUACAAUCAGGAACUUCAGUUAGUUUUACAGUCUGACAGUUUGUGAGUCAUGUAAGUUAGGUGAAAUGGAGAACAACAUUCAUUUUUUGUUUUGCUGUCCCAUGCAAAAAAGGGAUGUGUUUUUUAGUCUUCAAUUAAUGCUGGUUAUUUCUGGUUUUGAUUUUAUCUCUUUUUUUAUUGCAUGGUAUCUGCAAAGCCUGGGAGAAAAGGCAGGAUAAAAUUUUAAAGGCAGAGCGGUAAAGGAACAUGCAGCUUCGACUGUAAUGAGUCAGCCACCGAAGGUCAUUUGUGAAAAGGCUGGCUGUUCCCAGAGUGCAGUUAUCGAGGCAUAAUAACUAAAAGUUGACCUGGAGGAAAUAGUGUGAGAGGAAAAAGCGCACAAGCAACGGGGAUGACUGCAGCCUUGAGAGGAUUGUCAGGAAAAGUCUGUUCAAGAACUUAAGAGAGCUUCACAAGGAGCGGACAGACGCGAGUACUGUCAUUUUCUGAAGAUGAGCCAGACAGCCCAGAAGAGCCUUCCAUGGCUAAGAGGGAAAAAAACUAGACAGUUGAAUAGACAUCCAAAAUCUUCUUUAUAGAAAUGAAGUUUUGAAUUUCAUUUGAUAAUCAAGGUCUGCGCAGAUCUGGAGAAAAGGCGAAGGGCACAGAAUCUGAGGUGUUUAAAGUCUGGAGGAAAGUCUCCACAGUCUGUGAUGAUUGGUAGAGUCAUGAUAGUUGCUGCUGGAGUUGGUCCACUGUAUUAUAUCCAAUCAAAAAUGAAAGCAGCAGUCUUCAAGGAGAUUUUAGGGCAUUUUGUGCUUCUAUCUGCUUAAAAGUGUCAUUGGAGGUGCUGAUUUCCUAUUCCUGUAGGACUGAGCAUCUGCCCACGGUGCCAAAACUCCUACCAAAGGUUUUACCGCUGAUGAUAUUACUAUGCUUGAUUGAACCCUAAAGAGAAUCAUGAAGAUAUUUUUCACUUUUACUUUGUAUUUCAUGUCGUCCUUCCUCUCUCCCACUUUUAGGCCACAUGUCAAGCCAUCGAAUCCUACAUGGAUGAGACUCUGGGUCCAUAUUUGGUGAAUGUAACAUCUGCAGCCAUUCUCUGCAGUCGGACCUUGUGCUCUUCUCAAGGAAGAUGCCAAAGGAAGAAGAUGAGCUCAGGGGCCUACCUCCAUCUUAACCCUGCCAUGUGGAGGGUGGAGUCAGAGAAAAGUCCAGAAGGAGGGCGGAGCUACAGAGUUUUAGGUGAUAUGAGAGCGAACAUGGUGCAGUUCAUGAAGGCUGAUUUUCAGUGUGUGUGUUAUUAUGGCUGGGGUGGUGAGAGCUGCUCUAAACCAAUCCCAGUUUGA
This is a messenger RNA of Xyrichtys novacula (pearly razorfish), 4476 nucleotides long. NCBI's taxonomy places the organism in Eukaryota, Metazoa, Chordata, Actinopteri, Labriformes, Labridae. The record is from the annotation of a GenBank genome assembly.